Messenger RNA from Humulus lupulus (European hop), 815 nucleotides. RefSeq lists its product as uncharacterized. The transcript has a single exon. NCBI's taxonomy places the organism in Eukaryota, Viridiplantae, Streptophyta, Magnoliopsida, Rosales, Cannabaceae. Gene Ontology annotation, cellular component: plasma membrane. Bases 36 to 689 code for a protein of 217 amino acids. The record is from RefSeq and is a predicted model, not a curated record.
AUAAAAAAAAACUUUAUCAUCACAAAAACAACAAAAUGAUGGAAUCAGAUAAGUUCCCCUUAGCUCCGCCCCACAACUACGUCCGAAGCGAUCAGGAAGUGUCACAGGCGGCGCGGGAGCUCCGCCGUAAGAAGCGGCGGAAACGGAUACAGUCCAUCGCAUCCUUUGUCGUUUUACUAAUCGUUGUCGUUUCGGUGUAUGCUGUUGUCGUUACUCGCUUCAAAACACCCAAAUUCAGACUUAGAGCAGCCUCGAUCACGAGCUUCGAAAUCAGCAACAAUACAAACAAUAACUCGUCAAAGCCUUCGAUUAACGUGGGAUUGAACGCUCAAUUCACUGUCAAGAACAGAAACUUUGCUCGUUUUAUAUACGAGUCCGGCUCUGUUGUCUUUGCGUAUAGAGGGUUCCCGCUUGGCCGGGCCUUCAUCGAUGGUGCCCGAGUCAGAGCACGGACUACCAAGAAAGUCGACGCCGUUGUGGUGCUGAAUUCGGCUGGCAUGGAUAGCCAAGCCGAGUCAGAGCUCGGAAGGGAUAUUGGAGCCGGAGUCGUGUCGUUGACCAGCUACUCUGAGUUAGAAGGAAUGAUUCAAGUUGUUAGGGUUCUUAAAAAGAAGAAGUCGCCUAAGCUGAAUUGUACCAUGGAUAUUGAGAUCCCAACUAGAACGAUCCAAAAUUUGAAAUGUAUUUGAAACCCUUUAGGAUUGUCGACCAAAGUAUUUAAUUAUUGUGUUUUGUUUGUUUGUUAAACAUAUAGAUCUUUAAUUAAUUAUAAAAGUAUGUAUAUUUCUAUAUAUAUAAAAAAUAUGUAUUUAUUA